Messenger RNA from Antechinus flavipes (yellow-footed antechinus), 4502 nucleotides. It is a transcript of the gene SLC5A11, whose product is annotated as solute carrier family 5 member 11. The transcript is spliced from 16 exons. Lineage: Eukaryota; Metazoa; Chordata; Mammalia; Dasyuromorphia; Dasyuridae. Gene Ontology annotation, biological process: transmembrane transport. The coding region runs from base 517 to 2538 and encodes 673 amino acids. Gene Ontology annotation, molecular function: D-glucose:sodium symporter activity. The record is from RefSeq and is a predicted model, not a curated record. Gene Ontology annotation, cellular component: plasma membrane.
CUUGUAGGGAGAGAAAAAGGUCUUGCCUGAAGGAAUCGGAGUCCCUGAAGAUCUCUGGAAGAAUGGGAUCCUGGGAAGUAGAAGGGGCAACGACCCCUUCCUUCUCAGAGACCUGAGUAAACCACAGGGAUGGACGAAAUGAAGUGGAAACCUCCUGAAUGGAUUCAGGGAUCAAGGUUCCUGCCAUUCCUCCAGGAACUCCCUGUUGACUCCUGCCCCUUUGUGACAGUACGAUGCCUUUUCUAAUCCCCCACGCAGUGUCAGUAAAGACUGGAGUUUGGAGUUUGACCCACAACAUCUCAGGAGUGUGGAAGCAACAGCUGCCAGAACUAUCGGCUUCCUCAAUCCCUCAAGGCAGGAAGGAGAGGAGAACCUGCUUCCAGAUCUUGCCUUUCCUUGCUCAUCUUCCUGCUCUCCUCAGCCUUUCUAGGGAAUUGUUGAUUUACUAGUCAGAUCAACUCACAGGUUCUCAGAAAGAUAGAUGCAACUCUGCAGGAUAGGCAAAAGACUACGGCCAUGGAGAGGAUCCCAAGCAGCCCCUUGCCUUCCCACCGUGAUGGCCUGGAGGCCUUUCCAGACAAGAGACUGGAGACUGUGGACAUUGUGGUGUUGGUGCUCUAUUUCGUAUUCGUCUUAGCUGUAGGACUUUGGUCUAUGUGGAAGACCAAGAGAGACACUGUCCAAGGCUACUUCCUGGCUGGAGGGGACAUGACGUGGUGGCCGGUGGGGGCUUCUCUCUUUGCCAGUAACAUAGGAAGUGGGCAUUUCAUUGGCCUGGCUGGAUCAGGAGCAGCUGUGGGGAUUUCAGUAACAGCUUAUGAGUUUAAUGGAAUCUUUUCGGUGCUGAUGCUGGGCUGGAUCUUCCUUCCUAUUUACAUUGCUGGAGGGGUCACCACCAUGCCUGAAUACUUACGAAAGAGAUUUGGAGGCAAACGGAUUCCCUUGUUCUUGGCUAUUCUCUAUUUGUUCAUCUACAUCUUCACCAAAAUCUCGGUGGACAUGUAUGCAGGAGCCAUCUUUAUCCAGCAAUCCUUACACCUGGACUUGUACCUUGCAGUGGUGGGGCUGCUGGCAAUUACAGCUCUGUACACAGUGGCAGGUGGCCUGGCAGCUGUGAUCUACACAGAUGCUCUGCAGACUGUCAUCAUGCUAGGAGGAGCAUUCACUUUAAUGGGAUACAGUUUUGCUGCAGUUGGUGGUAUGGAAGGGCUGAAGAACAAAUACUUUACAGCUGUGGCCAGCAAUCGGAGUGCCAACAACAGCUGUGGAUUGCCUAGAGAUGACGCUUUCCACAUUUUUCGAGACCCCGUGAAUUCUGAUCUUCCCUGGCCAGGGAUUCUUCUUGGAAUGUCAAUCCCUUCACUUUGGUACUGGUGUACUGAUCAGGUCAUUGUCCAACGGUCCCUGGCUGCCAAAAACCUUUCCCAUGCCAAAGGGGGCUCGCUGAUGGCCGCGUACAUGAAGGUUCUGCCUCUCUUCCUGAUGGUAAUGCCUGGAAUGGUCAGCCGUGUCCUCUUCCCAGAUUUGGUUGCCUGCGCUACCCCUGAGAUCUGCCAGAAAGUCUGCGGCAACCCUGCUGGAUGCUCUGACAUCGCAUACCCCAAACUUGUUCUGGAGCUCCUGCCCCUAGGGCUCCGAGGACUGAUGAUGUCCGUGAUGGUGGCUGCUCUGAUGUCCUCCCUCACCUCCAUCUUCAAUAGUUCCAGUACCAUCUUCACCAUGGACCUGUGGCUCCAUUUCCGGCCCAAAUCUUCUGAGUGGGAACUCAUGAUUGUGGGCAGAGUGUUUGUGCUGCUGCUGGUUGUGGUGUCAAUCCUCUGGAUCCCGUUGGUGCAGGCGAGUCAAGGCGGCCAGCUCUUCAUUUAUAUCCAGUCCAUCAGCUCGUACCUGCAGCCUCCCGUGGCCAUCGUUUUCAUCAUGGGCUGUUUCUGGAAGAGAACAAAUGAAAAGGGCGCCUUCUGGGGCCUGCUGGUGGGCCUGUCCAUAGGCAUGAUCCGGCUGGUGCUGGACUUCAUCUACGCGCAGCCUCGCUGCGACGAGCCCGACGAGCGCCCGGGCGUGGUGAGGUACAUCCACUACCUCUACUUCUCCAUGAUCCUGUCCGCCGUCACCCUGGUCACUGUGGUCGCGGUGAGCUGGCUCAGCGAGCCGCCCACUGCCGAGAUGGUCACUCGCUUAACCUGGGGCACUCGCCACGAUCCCGUGAUCCAGCAGGAGCCGGGGCUGGCGGAGCCCUCACCCCCGAGCUUGUCCAAGAACGGGGCCCCCGAGGGCAGCGGCGCCAGGGCCCGCUUCGAGAUCACCCAGGACACGGCUUCUAAACCCCAAAGCUGUAAUGUUACCACAAAACCAUCCAAAAUAAAGACAGCCAUCAUAUGGCUCUGUGGAAUGGACACUACGGCUAGUGAGACACCUGUGAAGAAACCUGAACCUAUUGUGGCUUCCUUAGAAGAAAAUACUCUUGUCAGAAGGAUUCUGGAUGUCAAUCUGAUUAUUUGUAUUAGCACUGCCAUAUUUCUCUGGGCCUACUUUGCCUAAUGAUGGUAUGGGGGAUGGAAAGCAAAGACUCAAAUGGAUUUCAAGGUUUUACUCUAAUGAUUUUUUAUUUCAUAAAAACAUAAUAGUUGGUAGGUUUUUUAUCUUGUUUUUUUGUUUUGUUUUGUUUUGUUUUUUAAACCUCUAUGGUAAACCUUCAAGACAAAUGAAUCUUAGAUCUGCAUUUUUGUGAGAGGGGAGAUGAAAAGAUAGGAGAAAAACAAACCCAUCUUCAUUUCUUUUGAGGUCCAGAUUAGCACCCUGGAUGCCUUAGAAUCAGCCUGAGUCAGAAUAAGCAAAAGUUCUUGGUCUUUAGGGGAAGAAGUGAAGGGGAUGGAUAAGACUCUGCUACAAGCACUCCACAAUCUCCUUUCUCCUUGGCCUCUUCCAAAGUGACUCUGGCUUGUCUUACUCCACCCCCUAAUCCCUCCUACAAUUUAUCUGUAUACACUAAAAGGUCGAGCCGGCUUAGAAUGGUGAGAAGGGCCAUUUCCCAAGCAUAUGCUAAUAGAGUAUUGUCCAAUAGGUAAUUAGCCUUAAAUGCUUCAUUGUCUGAUUCCAGUGCACCUAUUCAGAGUUUCAACCCUUGACAUUUUCUAAAGUCCUUUGCUGGAAAAAUGCAUAGUUCAUUGAUUGAAGAGAUUUUAAAUGACAGAAGAAAAAUCUGUGGCUUAUUUGUCCUUUCUGUUAAAAGGUACCCUUAAAUCAGGUGUGAAAUGAGAUGGAGUUUAACCAAGUAAAGGGGUUAGUGAGUACCAUUUUGUGUUCAUUCUUUACACAUUUUACUUUUAUUUUUUAUGGAGAGGCAGCUGGCAUAAUCUGUAGUGGGUGGGCCUGGGAGCCAUGCAGAUUUGAGUACAAGUUUUGCCUGACACAUACUAUACUAGUUGUUAUUUGGGGUCUGUCACUUAAAAAGCAAUUCUGGGACAAUAAAGUUAUAGAGAAGAUGGUAAGAAGGGACCCUCCUUAUCUGGGGAAUCUAUCAAUGAAAUUCUAAGUACAGUCCCUAAUUAGAGCUCAACCAGAGCUCUUUUAUUUUCCCUUCUGUGUUUUGUUUUCUUCAUAAAUUUAUAAAACAGCAUGACCAUGUGGAAAGGAGUAGGAGGAAAGGGAGGAUGGAUUAGAUGAUGCUUUAGUCCUUUUUCCAGUUCUGAUAUUCUCAUACUCUAUGGAUUGUACCAAGGGUCUUCAUUAGUCAGCCUUCUCAACAAGGCGAGCAGAAGGAAAAAACUGAAACUGCUUUAUAAAGGUAGAUUGAAAAACUAUGGUUGUCAAGCCUGAAAAUUAGGAGACCAAUUUAGCAAUUAUCUAAGGAAUUGAUGGAGAAUAGUCUCCAUCUGACAACAGCCAGGAAAUAGGGAGUUUAGACAUGCUGUCUCCUGAUUUCAGAGUCAUUAACCAAGGGAAAUUCCUUCCCACUCCCCCCCUCCCAAAAGGGAGGUAUAGGAUAACUUUGGGUGACAAAAACCCAGUUCUGUUCCCCUACAAAAUGUUUAAUAGAAGAUGGCCUAUCCCUCUACUAUUGGGCUAUAUACUUAAUUAAUCUAAUGAUUGCCACUGCAUUAGUCUGAACACACAAUUCACUACUUAACUAGCAAAAAUUCCUUCCUCUUUUUUGUUUUGGAGGGAAGGGGAGUGUGCGUGUGUGUGUGUGUGUGUGUGUGUGUGUGCACGUGUGCACGCGUACAAAAAUCCCUUCCUGUUUUUUAAUGACUUUGGAGGUGAGGAAGAAUUGUAUGUGUGUGUGAGAGAGAGUGAGCAUGUCAAUUUAGCAAUUAUCUAGGCUCUGUUCCUCAUCAGAAAACUUUUAAUGUAUGUCACUUGUUUAUAUUCACAUUUGUACUGUAUCACUCAGCCCAUGUGUGAUAAAGGGCCUGUUGAGCAGACUUUCUCUUUUUUCUAGUCUCAUUCAUAUGGUAAACAUAUAUAUGUUCUGUGACUUUUAAAAUAAAAUUGUUAACAACUUA